This is a messenger RNA of Phytophthora sojae, 885 nucleotides long. RefSeq lists its product as hypothetical. The transcript has a single exon. Gene Ontology annotation, biological process: mitochondrial citrate transmembrane transport. NCBI's taxonomy places the organism in Eukaryota, Oomycota, Peronosporomycetes, Peronosporales, Peronosporaceae. Bases 1 to 885 code for a protein of 294 amino acids. The record is from RefSeq and is a predicted model, not a curated record.
AUGACGGAGCGUGCCCAGCGCCUCACGGCGCUGCAGAACGGAGCCGUUGGGUCCCUGGCCGGCAUGAUCGAGAUGACCAUCCAACAGCCCUGGGUAGCCGUCAAGAACGCGGUGCAGCAGGGCCGCCCCGUUCCCCGCUCGAUUCCGGCGCUCUACCGCGGUCUGGGCGUAUCCUUGUCCUCCAUUGCGCCGGUGAGCGCCAUUCGCUUCGCCAUCAACGGACGACUGCUACGGGUGCUUAACGGGACGGACUCGGCUCCGACGGCCCAGACCAAGGUGCUCUGCAGCACGAUCUCCGGGGCCACCGCGGCGGCCAUCACGAGCCCCGCCGAACUCGUCAUGACACUGCAGCAGAUCAACGGACGCAGCAUUGGAGCAACCGUGAAGGCGGUACUGGAGACCCACGGAGUGACGAGACUCAUGCGGGGAUACCCGGCCACUGCUGUGCGUGACGCAGUGUGGUGCGCCGGAUACUUGGCGCUGGGUCCGCUGUUCACGCGCGAGGUGCACCGCUUGAGACCCGAGACAUUCGGCCACUACGACACAGCCACUGCGUCGCAAAAGGCAUCGGCCUCCAUUGCGGGCUCUCUGGUCGCUGGACUCACCGUGGUUCCAUUGACGCAGCCAGUGGAUACUAUCAAAACAGUCAUGCAAGGCGAGGCCAUGAAGCUGCCGCCAGGCCGCGGACCCAACAUGCUCGCCACUGCUAGGCGCAUGUACCGCGAAGGAGGAGUGCGGAGGUUCUACCGCGGCAUCGUGGCACGUGGAAGUCGACUCGUCGGUGCGGUUUUCAUCCUUGGACAGGCCCGUAUGCGGCUAGAGAAGCUCUUCGAGGACCACGGCCUGCUACGGUUCGAGGUUGUUGCAAACUAUGAACAUGAGUGA